ACUUGAGAUCCUUGCAUGAAAGACUGUGUACUGUAUUAUAUGAUUCAGAAACUCUGUGAUCGUGUAGCUUCAUCUACUUUAUUGGAUGAUCGAAGGGAUGCUGUACGUGCUCUCAAGUCAUUAUCAAAGAAAUAUCGCUUGGAGGUGGGGUUCCAGGCUAUGGAACAUCUUAUCAAUGUUCUCCAGACAGACCGUUCAGAUUCUGAAAUAAUUGGCUAUGCUUUGGACACUCUCUUCAAUGUAGUAUCGAAUGAUCUAGAAGAGGAAGAACAAGACGAUUUGGAAGAAGAAAAUUCACAAAAACAGGUUGAUGAUCUGGGAAGGCAGUUUACAGAAAUGUUCAUUAAACAGCAAGAAAAUGUCACUCUCCUGUUGACCUUUCUAGAGGAAUUUGACUUCCAGGUUCGCUGGCCUGGAGUGAAACUUCUUACGUCAUUGUUAAAGCAGCAAGGACCCCAGGUGCAGCAGAUAAUUCUUGUCAGUCCCAUGGGUGUCUCGAGGCUCAUGGAUUUACUCGCAGAUUCUAGGGAGGUGAUACGGAAUGACGGAGUCUUGUUACUGCAGCAGCUGACAAAAAGCAACGCUGCCAUUCAGAAAAUAGUUGCCUUUGAAAAUGCCUUUGAGAGACUGCUGGAUAUUGUAACAGAUGAAGGGAACAGCGAUGGAGGAAUUGUAGUGGAAGACUGUCUUCUCCUGUUACAAAAUUUGUUAAAGAACAAUAAUUCCAAUCAGAAUUUCUUUAAAGAAGGUUCAUACAUUCAGCGUAUGAAACCUUGGUUUGAAGUUGGAGAUGACAACUCUGGUUGGUCGGCACAGAAAGUUACUAAUCUUCAUCUAAUGUUGCAGCUUGUGCGGGUGUUGGUGUCCCCCACAAACCCACCUGGUGCCACCAGCAGUUGUCAAAAAACUAUGUUUCAUUGUGGGUUAUUACAGCAGCUCUGCACGAUCCUGAUGGCAACGGGUGUUCCUGCCGACAUUCUGACUGAGACCAUCAACACUGUGUCAGAAGUCAUUCGAGGAUGCCAGAUAAACCAAGACUACUUUGCUUCUGUAAAUGCACCUUCAAAUCCACCGAGGUCUGCAAUCGUAGUACUUCUGAUGUCCAUGGUGAAUGAAAGGCAACCAUUUGUACUGCGCUGUGCUGUCCUUUACUGUUUCCAGUGUUUCUUAUACAAAAACCAAAAAGGACAAGGGGAAAUCGUUUCAACACUUCUACCGUCAACCAUAGACGCUACAGGUAAUUCUGUGUCGGCUGGCCAACUGCUCUGUGGCGGACUCUUUUCCACGGACUCUCUCUCAAACUGGUGCGCUGUGGCCCUGGCCCAUGCUUUACAAGAUUAACGCACUCUGAAAGAGCAACUGCUAAGAGUUCAGCUUGCAACAAGUAUUUGGUAACCCCAGGUGUCUUUGCUGCAACAGUGCACCACAUUCUUCACAUGGUACUGUAUCAUUGCCACGGGUGAUAAGAUCGACAGACGGGGCAGCAAAGUGCAGACAAGAGUUGGAUUAUUAAUGCUGCUUUGUACCUGGUUAAGCGAUUGUCCAAUUGCUGUCACACACUUUCUCCACAACUCUGCCAAUAUUCCAUUUCUCACUGGGCAGAUAGCCGAAAACCUUGGAGAAGAGGAGCAGUUAGUUCAAGGCCUGUGCGCGCUUUUGCUGGGAAUUUGCAUUUAUUACAAUGACAAUUCCCUCGAAAAUUGUAGGAAAGAGAAACUAAAACAGUUGAUAGAGAAGAGGAUUGGCAAGGAGAACUUCAUCGAGAAACUAGGUUUCAUUAGCAAACAUGAACUGUAUUCCAGAGCUGCUCAGAAACCUCAGCCUAGUUUUUCUAGCCCAGACCACAUGAUGUUUGAUCACGAAUUUACUAAACUGGUAAAGGAAUUGGAGGGUAUCAUAACUAAAGCUAUUUACAAGUCUAGUGAAGAAGACAAACAGGAAGAGGAGGUGAAGAAGACUUUGGAACAGCAUGACAACAUUGUGACUCAUUAUAAAAAAGUCAUUAGGGAGCAGGAUCAGCAGCUUGAAGAGUUAAAGCAGAAAGUUAAUACUUUAAAAUCCCAGAACGAACAGCUUCAGACAGCAGUUACGCAGCAAAUGUCUCAAAUCCAGCAGCACAAGGACCAGUAUAAUCUCCUUAAAGUGCAGCUAGGAAAGGACAAUCAGCAUCACACUUCCCACAGCGAUAUGCUUCAGAUGAAUGGCAUUCAGCCAGAAGAAAUCAGCAAAUUGCAACAGGAGAUAGAAGAACUGAAAAAUAAGCAUGAAAUACUACAGGGACAGCUGAGAGAGAAGGAUUCUGUGAUUGAAAACAUGGUAAGAAGUGACUGCUUCAGAAGGGCUUUCAGUUCACAGUUGCAGAGCUACUUAAAAAUAUUACCUUCAUGAGGCUAGAAAUUCUUC
Chelonoidis abingdonii (Abingdon island giant tortoise) is the source of this 2403-nucleotide messenger RNA. Lineage: Eukaryota; Metazoa; Chordata; Testudines; Testudinidae. The record is from RefSeq and is a predicted model, not a curated record.